AUGCUGCGAGCUGGUCUUCGUUCUUCGAGGGCGUUGGGUCUCAGACCCAACGUUGUCAGUCCUGGACGUCAAUGGAGAGCACAGAAUGCCCGGGUGAUUUCGGAUACUAUGAGAACCUUUGCCGACAAAUCAAGUAUAUCAGAUUCGAGGCCUCCAGUACUCCCUGGAUCUGCCAGCGAGGCUACAUCUGAACCACUACCACCUGGAGCUGUAGCAACUCCAAAUUCAGCUGCUCCAACACCAGCAACUCCAACCUCUUCAACAAUUCCUGCAGAAAAUGUCCCUCUUACCCCCCCGCCUCCAGGAGUUCAAUCACCAGGACCUCCCCCUCCAUCUUCGAGCCCACCACCUCCCGCGCCAAAGCCAAAGAGACGCUUCUUCCGCAAAUUCUUUACAACCUUAUUUCUGUUAACUACGUUGGGCUUUGGUGGAGGAGUCUACUAUUCCCGGAUCAAUGAUAACUUCCAUGACUUCUUCACAGAAUAUGUACCUUUUGGAGAGGACGCAGUUCUCUACUUCGAGGAACAGGAAUUCCGAAAACGUUUCCCUUUGAUCUCGAGUCGAGCUUCAAGGCCUCCUAGAGACACUGGUGAACAGGUUAAAAUUCCAAGCCAAAGUGGUGUAUCAUGGAGGGUUGCGAAUGAAAACAAGGACUCUACGGGACGACACACUAGUUCUGCGAAGGAUAAGGUAAAGCCAUCGGAAGCUGUUCAAACACCACAUGAUUCAAAACCAGCCGAUAGAGUCAAGGCAGUCGAGCAAGUAAAGAGCGGAAAUUCUCCAGUAAAGAAUUCCCCAGCUCCACCAGCAACUCCAGAAUCUAAGCCAAGCAAUGUUCAAAAGGAUCCAGAAGUCAAUGAGCCAUCCAGAGCAUACAAGAAAAUUGAGCGAAUUGACCCCAUUAACAUUCCCAACGGAAACGAGCCUGUGGUCCAGGAAUUGGUUAAGAUUAUGAACGAUAUCAUUGCGGUUGUCAAUGCCGACAAUGCAAAUGCUAGAUUUACGUCUACUAUGGAUAAGGCAAAGGCAGAAUUGAACAGAGUUGGAGCCAAGAUUCUGGACAUGAAGGAUGCAGCAUUGAAGCAAGCUGACGAGAAGAUCAAGUCUUCCGAUGCAGAAUUUGAUCGCGCUGCUAUGCAACUCAUGCAAAACUUCAAAAAUCAGCAAGCAGAGCAAGAAGCUCAAUUCAGAGCCGAAUAUGAAGCCGAACGCAAGAGGAUUCAUGAAAACUACGAGCAAAAGCUCAAGUCAGAGCUUGAUCGCGCAAAUGAGGUGAACGAGAAAACACUCCAGAACAAUUUGACGGAACAAGCUCUUGAACUUAAACGUGCAUUUUUGGCUGAUGUCAAGAACCGUGUUGAGCAAGAACGGGAAGGGCGUCUUGGCAAGCUUUCCGAGCUAACUAGCACCGUCAACGACCUCGAGAAGCUUACUGGUGACUUCAACACCGUCGUGGACCAAAACCUCAAGACUCAACAUCUUCAUGUUGCUGUCGAAGCUGUCCGUGCUAACCUUGAGAAGUCUCAAAUCCCACGACCUUUCACAAGAGAACUUGCUGCCCUGAAGGAGAUUGCAUCCGAUGACCCAGUUGUCAAUGCUGCAAUCGCAUCCAUCAAUCCAGUCGCUUACCAAAAGGGUGUUCCGAGCUCAGCUGCGCUCAUUGAUCGUUUCCGUCGUGUUGCAUCUGAAGUUCGCAAAGCGUCAUUGUUACCUGAGGAGGCUGGUGUUGCCAGUCACGCUUCGAGUUACGUAUUGAGCAAGCUUCUUUUCAAGAAGAAGGGUUUGGCAACUGGUGAUGAUGUAGAGAGUAUCUUGACUCGGACGGAGACUUUCCUUGAAGAGGGUGAUUUGGAUGGUGCAGCUAGGGAAAUGAAUGGAUUAAAGGGGUGGGCAAAGACUUUAAGUAAGGAUUGGUUGGGCGAGGUUAGAAAGGUUCUUGAGGUUCAGCAAGCUCUUGAUAAGCCAGAUUACAAAGUUUGA
Molecule: messenger RNA, 1980 nt
Organism: Sclerotinia sclerotiorum 1980 UF-70
Lineage: Eukaryota; Fungi; Ascomycota; Leotiomycetes; Helotiales; Sclerotiniaceae
Exons: 3
Coding region: 1-1980 (659 amino acids)
Biological process (GO): cristae formation
Cellular component (GO): MICOS complex
Source: RefSeq, a predicted model, not a curated record